AUGGAAACGAUGAUAUCAUUAUUAGGGACUGUUGGAUCAAUUAUUUCAGUCAGUGUUAGCUUAUCCCCAGCCAGUAGAAUGAUGAAAGUACAAAAAACCAAAAAGUUAGAUGAAGUUCCUUAUUUGUUUUUGUUACUAAAUCAUCUUUGUUCAUUAUCAUGGGCUACUUAUGGGUUUAUAGGUGGAUAUGGUGCAAUUAUGAUUAACAAUGGUAUAUCUACUGUAAUUGGGCAUUGUUUUAUAGGUUGGUAUCAUCAAAUUAAAGGCGAUCUCGCUAGCUACAUGCUAGUCUACACCACAGCAAUUUUUGCAUCAGCAUUGAUACUUAUUUCUUUUAUUCCUAUUGACAUUAUCGGAUGGAUUUGCCUAAUUUCAAAUUUCGCAUUAUAUUUAGGGCCUUUAGAAACAUCAAGCAAAGCCUUAAUCCCUUCCCUGAUAAAAUAAAAACAUAAUAAAUAGUCUGCAAAAUGCAAAAAAAAUUAUUGGUUUUUAUAGUAUUUUUAUAAAUAAUUGCUUAAUUAGAUUACCCAGAUAAUUUUGUUAAAUUUAAAACAAUUUGCGCCUCAAGUCAUAAAUUUAUAUUUAUUUUCAAACUAUUGCUUUUCAAUAUCAAAAAACCUCAGCAUGCAAUUUUUUGAAAUUUUAAUAGCUCAUUAAAAGAAAAUGAUUCUAGCUGAGUACGAGAGUUAGCAGAAAAAAAUCCAAAUUAUAUAGAUAUUUUUAUCAUAGGAAUUUGCCAAGUGAAUUCACUGAUCUGGAUGAGUUAUGGGAUCCUAGUCCAAAACAAUUUUAUAGUAGCUCCAUGCCUAUUUGGAGCAUUUCUCUGCGCUUUUCAAAUAACAAUUUAUGUUUGGGCAAAUAAUUGGUUUCCUAUGCCAAUUUAUGAGAAAUUAUCUAAACUCUUAGCCAAUAAAAAAUAA
Blepharisma stoltei is the source of this 920-nucleotide messenger RNA. NCBI's taxonomy places the organism in Eukaryota, Ciliophora, Heterotrichea, Heterotrichida, Blepharismidae. The record is from the annotation of a GenBank genome assembly.